Messenger RNA from Lobosporangium transversale, 222 nucleotides. Its product is annotated as 40S ribosomal protein S27. Gene Ontology annotation, biological process: ribosomal small subunit assembly; translation. The transcript has 2 exons. The record is from RefSeq and is a predicted model, not a curated record. The annotation marks the transcript as partial. NCBI's taxonomy places the organism in Eukaryota, Fungi, Mortierellomycota, Mortierellomycetes, Mortierellales, Mortierellaceae. Gene Ontology annotation, molecular function: RNA binding; structural constituent of ribosome. Gene Ontology annotation, cellular component: cytosolic small ribosomal subunit; ribosome.
UUGGCUGUCGAUCUCUUGAACCCCUCUCACGCUCAUGAGCAGAAGACUCACAAGUUGAAGAGACUCGUGCAGUCUCCCAACUCUUACUUCAUGGAUGUCAAGUGCCCUGGAUGCGUUCAGAUUACCACUGUCUUCUCGCACGCGCAGACUGUCGUCAUGUGCUCAAGCUGCGCUAACGUUCUUGCUCAGCCCACUGGUGGUAUUACCCGCUUGACCGAGGGU